Molecule: messenger RNA, 1734 nt
Organism: Polistes dominula (European paper wasp)
Lineage: Eukaryota; Metazoa; Arthropoda; Insecta; Hymenoptera; Vespidae
Gene: AMPKalpha
Product: AMP-activated protein kinase alpha subunit
Biological process (GO): protein phosphorylation; intracellular signal transduction
Cellular component (GO): cytoplasm
Molecular function (GO): protein serine/threonine kinase activity; ATP binding
Source: RefSeq, a predicted model, not a curated record
AAGAAAAUUCUUAUUAUUAUUAUUGUUGUUUCUUCCUAUGUAAAAUAAUUAAAAAUGUCAGAUAAAAAUCAAACUAAUCAACCGCAACCUAUUGUCAAGAUAGGUCAUUAUACGUUAGGACAAACUCUAGGCGUUGGUACAUUUGGUAAAGUCAAAAUUGGAGAACAUGUUCUUACCAAGCAUAAAGUUGCAGUUAAAAUUUUAAAUCGGCAGAAAAUAAAAAGUUUAGAUGUCGUGGGUAAAAUUCGACGAGAGAUACAGAAUUUGAAACUAUUCAGGCAUCCUCAUAUUAUUAAAUUGUAUCAAGUCAUAAGCACACCAACGGAUAUAUUUAUGAUUAUGGAAUAUGUCUCUGGAGGAGAGUUGUUCGAUUACAUAGUAAAACAUGGAAAAUUGAAAGAGCACGAAGCACGAAGAUUUUUUCAACAAAUUAUUUCUGGCGUUGACUAUUGUCAUAGACACAUGAUAGUUCAUCGUGAUUUAAAGCCAGAAAAUCUUCUUUUAGAUCAUAAUCUUCAUGUGAAAAUAGCAGAUUUUGGAUUAUCAAACAUGAUGAUGGAUGGAGAAUUUUUACGUACCUCCUGUGGUUCCCCCAAUUAUGCUGCACCCGAAGUAAUAUCUGGAAAAUUAUAUGCCGGCCCUGAAGUAGAUAUUUGGUCAUGCGGAGUUAUAUUAUAUGCUUUACUUUGUGGUACAUUACCAUUUGAUGAUGAACACGUGCCUACAUUAUUUCGUAAAAUAAAAUCUGGAAUUUUUCCUAUACCGGAAUACUUAAAUAAGAGUGUUGUUAGUUUACUAUGUCAUAUGCUUCAAGUUGAUCCUAUGAAAAGAGCUGCCAUUGAAGAUAUCAAGAAACACGAAUGGUUUCAAAAAGAUUUGCCAUCAUAUUUAUUCCCAUCGCCUGUAGAACAGGAUUCUUCUGUGAUCGAUAUAGAUGCCAUUAAUGAAGUUUGCGAAAAGUUUAAUGUAAAGGAAGCAGAAGUUCAUUCUGCUUUACUUGCUGGUGAUCCGCACGACCAAUUGGCAAUUGCUUAUCAUUUGAUCAUUGAUAAUAAAAGAAUUGCUGAUGAAGCUGCUAAAGCAGAAUUAAAAGACUUUUAUGUAGCAUCUAGUCCGCCACCAGUUACAUUUAGUCCAAGCGAUGCUAACAACAGUCCUUUAAGACCUCAUCCAGAAAGAAUUGCGCCAUUAAGAGAACGACAGUCCUCACUAAGUUCAUCCGUGUCAAUGCAAGGUAAUAGAGGUACACCAGUUAAACGAGCAAAAUGGCAUUUAGGAAUAAGAUCGCAAUCUAAACCAAAUGAUAUUAUGAAUGAAGUUUAUCGUGCAAUGAAGGCACUUAAUUUUGAAUGGAAGAUAAUAAAUGCGUACAGUGUUAAAGUUAGACAAAAAAAUCAAUUAACUAGCAGAUAUAGUAAAAUGUCGUUACAGCUUUAUCAAGUCGAUUGUAAGAGUUAUCUGUUAGACUUUAAAUCAUUAUCCAGUGAAGAAACAGAAGAUAUUAGCAGAGAUCCUUCUUUGCCGCCACCUCAAGCAACCGGUCAUCAUACCAUGGAAUUUUUUGAAAUGUGCGCUGCGUUAAUUACACAAUUAGCACGGUAAACAAAUUUCUGUGUUAUAUAGAUACAUUACAUAUAUAUACUGUAUUUUACGUUAUUUUCAAUAUUGAUCGCCAAUAUCUUCUUUAACUGUGUUUAUAAGUUAUUAUGAAUAUAAUAUUAUGAAAUUUCUAGA